AUGGCCGCCACUAGAGGGCGCCGGAAGUCCGGACCGAUUGUCAGGUGCACACAGGAAACGCCUUUCUUCUGCGCUCUCCGGGCGCUUCCACGCCGUCAUUCGACGCGGAGUUUGCUGGGCCGGCGCUGCGCAGCCGGGCGGUCGCGGGCCACGGAGGGUCGCUCGCCCGAGGGACCAGAGGAAGAGGCCGAGCCGCAGCGCGCCUGGAGCGGGGACAGCGGCACCGUGUCCCAAAGCCACAGCAGCGCCUCGGGCCGUGGGAGGACGAGGGCGGAGGACGGCGCGCCGGGGGAUGCCGCCUGCCUGCUGCCCGGAGCCGGCGCGCGGCCCGAGGUCGAGGCCCUGGACGCGAGCCUGGAGGACCUGCUCACCAGAGUGGACGAGUUCGUGGGCAUGCCGGACAUGCUUCGCGGCGACUCGUCCCACGUCGUCCGCGAGGGAGUGCCGCGCAUCCACGCCGAGGCCGCCGAGAUGCGGCGCAUCUACAGCCGGAUCGACCGGCUGGAGGCCUUCGUGAGGAUGGUGGGCGGCCGCGUGGCCAGGAUGGAGGAGCAGGUCACCCAGGCCGAGGCCGAGCUGGGCGCCUUCCCCAGGGCGUUCAAGAAGCUCCUGCACACGAUGAGCGUGUCCUCGCUCUUUAGCAAGUCGUCUUCCUCGAGGCCGCAGCGAGCCGGCUACGAAGCCCCCGUCCUGUUUCGGACCGAAGACUACUUCCCUUGCAGUGAGAUGCCUCAGCUCGGACGCCUGACCGCUGCGGCCAAAGGACCCCAGCCGGGGGCUCACCUCCAGUGUGCAGGGCGCUGCAGGUGGUGCUCAUGGACGUCUGUGAUGCUGGAGUGCGGAGUUUUAAAUUUUACCGUGCACAGACUCUCCUUAGUAUAUUCAUGA
Molecule: messenger RNA, 888 nt
Organism: Saimiri boliviensis boliviensis (Bolivian squirrel monkey)
Lineage: Eukaryota; Metazoa; Chordata; Mammalia; Primates; Cebidae
Product: biogenesis of lysosome-related organelles complex 1 subunit 4
Cellular component (GO): BLOC-1 complex
Source: RefSeq, a predicted model, not a curated record